Parathielavia appendiculata is the source of this 5298-nucleotide messenger RNA. Its product is annotated as Pentulose kinase. The coding region runs from base 1 to 5298 and encodes 1765 amino acids. The transcript is spliced from 5 exons. NCBI's taxonomy places the organism in Eukaryota, Fungi, Ascomycota, Sordariomycetes, Sordariales, Chaetomiaceae. The record is from RefSeq and is a predicted model, not a curated record. Gene Ontology annotation, cellular component: nuclear pore. Gene Ontology annotation, biological process: poly(A)+ mRNA export from nucleus; carbohydrate metabolic process; protein import into nucleus. Gene Ontology annotation, molecular function: kinase activity; phosphotransferase activity, alcohol group as acceptor; structural constituent of nuclear pore.
AUGUCAGGGCUUCCCAGGUUGGUGCAACAUCGUACCUUUCAGCAUACCGCUACCUCCAACUGCCAUAGCUCACUCACCAAUUCACAACAGGACCAUUACAUCGGCAUCGAUGUCGGGACUGGCUCCGCCCGAGCCUGCAUCAUUGACUCAACGGGUGAGAUCAAAGGUCUCGCAACGGAGGACAUCAAACUCUGGCAGCCAAGUCAUGACUAUGGCGGUUCACACUAUGCAAGCUUCCCCCACGGGCGCCCCCUUCACCACCCGGAGCAAUCCACAACCGACAUCUGGCGCGCCGUCGCCGCCUGCGUGCGCCGGACCCUCGCCGACUCGCACGCGGACCCGGCCUCAAUCAGGGGGAUCGGUUUCGACGCGACCUGCUCGCUGGCCGUCUUCACGCACGAGACGGACGAGCCGGUGCCCGUGACGUGGCCGGACUUUGCCAACGACGGCAACGACCGCAACGUGAUCCUCUGGCUGGACCACCGCGCCCUGGCCGAGACCGAGAAGAUCAACGCCACGGGCCACCGCUUGCUGCGCUACCUCGGCGGCAAGAUGAACGUCGAGAUGGAGAUGCCCAAGGUCCUCUGGCUCAAGAAUCACAUGCCGCCCGACCUGUUUGCGCGCUGCAAGUUCUACGACCUGGCCGAUGCGCUGACGCACCUCGCGACGGGUGGCGAAACCCGCAGCUUCUGCAGUGCCAUCUGUAAGCAAGGCUAUGUGCCGGUGGGUGUGGAUGGGAGCGUCAAGGGGUGGCAGGAGGACUUUUACCGAGCGAUUGGGCUUGAGGAGUUGGCGGAUGAUGGGUUUCGGAAGGUUGGUGGGGUGAAUGGGGUGAAUGGCCAGUUCCUGAGUGCUGGCGAGCUUGUCGGAGGCUUGUGCGAGAAGGCAGCCAAGGACUUUGGCCUGCCGCCCGGUAUCCCCAUCGGAAGUGGUGUUAUUGAUGCGUACGCCGGCUGGAUUGGCACAGUCGGAGCGAAGGUGAAGCUGGAUCCGGAUUGCAUAGACGACUUGGCAGCGCCGAACGAUGUCUCGCAGGCCUUCACCAGACUGGCGGCAGUUGCUGGGACAUCGACUUGCCAUCUGGCCAUGUCGAGAAAUCCCGUCUUCGUGCCCGGGGUGUGGGGUCCCUACCGGGACGUGCUGAUUCCAGGCUUCUGGAUGGCUGAAGGAGGGCAAUCAGCCACGGGCGAACUAAUGAAGCACAUGCUCGAAACGCAUGCAGCGUACGCCGAGGCAGCGAAAGAGGCCGAGUUAGCAGGCAAGAACAUCUACGACUACCUCAACGACCGCCUCCGGCACCUGGCGGAAACCAACAAGGCGCCAUCUAUCUCGUACCUCGCCCGGCAUCUCUUCUUUUACGGCGACCUCUGGGGCAACCGGUCGCCAAUUGCGGACCCCAACAUGCGCGGCGCCAUCAUCGGCAUGGGCAGCGACAAGAGCAAGAACAGCAUGGCGCUGCUGUAUUACUCAACCAUGGAGUUCAUCGCGCUGCAGACACGCCAGAUUGUCGAGACCAUGAAUAACUCAGGCCACAGCAUCCGCAACAUCUUCAUGUCCGGAAGCCAGUGCCAAAACGAGAUCCUCAUGGAACUGAUUGCCACGGCAUGCGGCAUGCCGGUGCUGAUACCGAGGUAUGUCAACGCUGCAGUUGUGCACGGGGCGGCGAUGCUGGGGGCCAAGGCGGCGAGCGCGGACAAGGACGGCAAGACGCAGUCGCUGUGGGAUAUAAUGGACCGGAUGAGCAAGCCGGGCAAGGUGGUGUGGUCCAAGGGGGAUUCAGCCGAGAAGAAGCUGCUGGAUGCCAAGUACGAGGUUUUCCUGGACCAGUGCCGGACCCAGCAGGAGUAUAGGAGAAAGGUUGAUGAGGCGCUCAAGGGCUCGUCGUUUUCAACAUCAAACAUGUUCAUGGGAAAGGGGACGCCCGGGACGGCGACGUCGACGGGAAGCCUGGGCGCAUCAACAUUGUUUGGGGGGUCCACGGGAACCGCCCCCCCCGGGGCAGCAACAGGCGCCGGCAACAGCAUUUUUGGCUCGACGACGACAGGAUCCUCCCUCUUUGGUGGCAAGCCAGCGACCGGUGCAACCACGACGCCGACCCAGGCCCAACCGUCAACAGCCUUCGGCUCCUCGCUCUUUGGCACCUCGACCACAACCCCGAAAACAUCCCUCUUUGGAGGCGCCCCGGCGGGAACAACUAGUAGCCAGGCCGCGGCCGGCAACAGUCUUUUCGGCGCCACUCUGGGAUUGGGCACCUCGACGGCUACGACGCAGCCAGCUUCUGGAACAAGCCUCUUCCCCUCGGCCGCUCCGGCCGGCGGUCUCAACCUCGGCCUCGGCAACAACACCACCACAAAUCCCGCUGCCUCGACGAGCCAACAGCCGCAACAAGCAGCGGCGUCAGCGACCGGCGCUCUCUUCGACAGUCUCCUGGCAAAGAAUAAGAAACAAGCUGAGGGCGAGACUGCGCUCGGCGACCUGCCAUCUCUGCAGUUGGGUCUUAGCGACCUGCGCCAGCGCCUCAAGAAGCUUGGGCCGUCACAGGAUAAGCCUCUCGAGCAUGGAAAGGCACACUACUUCCUCGCCGCAUCGGGCGUUGACCCCGGCGCAGCGGUGCGAGACCUGGGCGCGUUCGGGCUUCAAGCGCGAGAGCGUGGCGCCCCUGGCCAGGGAGUCGGGUUUGGCGGCGGCAUCGGCGAGGUGGAUGUCGAGACCUACCUUUCGAACUUGCAGACCAAGACGACGCUGAGCAUGAUUGCCGACGGGUUGGAACGGUCAGUGCGGGAUUUCGACGCCUUCCUCGAGGAGAACGUCACAAUGGAGUGGGAGGCGCAGCGCAAGAGAAUCUAUCAGCACUUUGGCAUCAAGCCAAGGGAGGAGACGGCCGGGGCGACCACACAAUCUGCUGCUCGCGCAUCGACCCCGUCCAAGGAGGGCCAGGGCACAUUUGGUCGGUCUAGACGCAAGGUGAGCCAGGCUCCCGCUGGGGAGCGGCCGUCGCAGCGAGCGAGCGUGCUGGGUCGGUCGGCCAUGCAGCGCUCUGUUAUUGGAACACCGACCCGGAUCGGAUCACAUGCCCCUGGAUUUACCGAUGUGGAAGCUCGCAAAGAUCAGGCUGGGUUGAAUGGCGUUGGGUCCAUGGACGAUCGGUUCUUGCGAGAGAAGCAAGGCAAGUUGGCCGAGAAGAUUCACGAAUUCAACAACGCCCGCCAGCGAGGACUUCCCGUUUACAUCUGCCGCGACUUGGCCGAGUUGGAGUCAAAGUCGGGAGACCGCCACGGACCGCAUAUCGUGGAAGCUUACCGCGCCAUGAUGGAGAUUGUCGGCGAGUUCCCCGAAGCGGAAGAGACCCCUCGAGAACGGCAGUUCGCCAAGAUGUACCUGGAUCCGAACCCCCAGUCCCAGAACGCAGUGGCUAUGCGGAAACAGAUCCUUAACGGGGCCAACGCGUUCUUGGAAAAGCAGUUCUGGAUUGAAGUUAACUCGCUCAUCGCCAAGUACCCUCAAGACGCCAACUUGGGUGGUCGUCCUGACGUGGUCAGCAAGAUCAAGGCCUACAUCCGACUUCGCAUCGCCCGGAAGACGCUGGUCCCGGACAACGUCGACCUCCAGCAAGCGAACGGCGAGUAUAUUUGGGCGAUCGUCUUCUACCUUCUGCGGGCGGGCUUUGUCAACGAAGCGGCGCAGUACGUCAACAACAACCAGAAUCACUUCCGCAGCAUCGACCGGACCUUCUCGGGAUACAUCAACAGUUAUGCGUCGAGCGAGGAGCGCCGGCUCAAGCGACAGAUGCAGGACCGGUGUACGAGCGAAUAUAAUCAGCGGAUCCGCAAUGCCCCGGAAGGCUCCAUCGAUCCCUUCCGCAUGGCGUGCUACAAGAUCAUCGGCCGAUGCGAUCUCAGCAACCGGAGCCUGGAAGGGCUGCAAACGGAUGUCAACGACUGGAUUUGGCUGCAGUUCAAUCUGGCCCGGGAGACAGACCGGUUUUUGGAGCUAGCUGGCGAGUCGUACGGCCUCAGCGAGCUCCAGACAAGCAUCCGCGAAAUUGGUCUCAAGCACUUUCCGAAGGCGCCAGCCGAGGAUACUAAUGGUAGCUUCGGCAUGUUCUUCUACCUGCAGGUGUUGUCAGGCAUGUUCGAGCAGGCCAUUGCUUACCUGUAUCCCUUCUCCUACGUCGACGCCGUUCACUUCGCCAUUGCGCUCACUUACUACGGGCUCCUGCGCCCGGCAGACGCACAGUCGACUGCUAACGAGCUCCUCUCGCACAACACGCGGAGCCAGCCGCAAAUUAACUUUGGCCGCAUGCUCGGCUACUACACGCGCGAUUUCCGAGCUGCCAAUGCCGCCGCCGCCGUGGACUAUCUCGUGCUCAUCUGCCUCAACGCAGACGAAGCCGGUGGCCCGCAGCAGGCGGCGCUUUGCCACGAGGCUCUGCGCGAGCUGGUGCUCGAGUCGCGCGAGUUCAGCCGGUUGAUUGGCGACAUCAGGCCCGACGGGCGGCGCAUCAAGGGAGUCAUUGAGGAGCGCGGCUCGCUGAUUGCGCUGGGCCAAGAAACUGACUUCAUUCGCGCCAUCACGCUGCAGGCGGCCAGCUUUGCCGACGACAACGGGCGGACGACUGACGCGGUGCUGCUGUACCAUUUAGCCGAGGACUAUGACACGGUGGUCUCGAUUGUUAGCCGGGCGUUGAGCGAGGCCAUCUCGCUCGAGAUUGGCGAGGACCCCAUGCGGUUGGUGCCGGUGAAGCCGCGCGUCGAGGGCGGCGGUGCCGAGCCCGAUGCGCAGCCGGGCAGCAGUCUGAGCCUGGCGGCGAUUGACGACCCCGUCGAGCUGGCCAAGACCAUGAUGAGCAUGUACGAGAGGGACCACAUGUUCUGGCAGAAGAUCCGUGAGCCGAACCGCGUGGCAUGUAACGUGCUGCUGCAGAUGAGCGACAUCAAGAGCUUGGUGGAGCAGGGCAAGUGGCCGCAGUGCUUGGAUAAAAUUCGCGCUCUGGAUAUCCUGCCGCUCAGCGCCGGCGGCGACCCGAGCGUGAUCCGCAGCUACGCGGCCCGCUUCUCGUCUCUGUCGCAACCCGUUGCGAUCAACGUACCAAACCUGAUCAUGUGGACCAUCAUCUGCUGCACCAAACAGCGCGAGCGCCUCAUGACAGGCCAGUUCAGCGGCAACCAGUCGACGGCGCGCCAGAUGGUGGACGAGCUCAAGCAGAUGAGCGUGGACUUGACGGCGUACACCAGCCAGUUGCGAUACCGUCUGCCGCCGCAUCUGCACGAGGCUUUGGCCAGGGCUUCGGCGGACUAA